CGCGCUUCACACUAACACUGCAGACGUCACCGCGCCGCCUCAUGUCGUCGCUCGUGUAUCUGCUCACCGGAGGCUGCGGCUUCCUCGGCCGGCAUCUGCUCACCGUCCUGCUGGAGAAGGAGGACGCGCUGGCGGAGAUCCGAGUCUUCGACAAAACGGUGGAUCCGGGUCUGAGGGCGCGAGGCACAGAGCGCACAAAGGUGGUGGUCAUCCAGGGCGACAUCACGGACUACGGCAGUGUGUUGGAGGCCUCCCGGGGGGUCGACGUCGUCAUCCACGCGGCCAGCCUGGUGGACGUGUGGCACAAAGUCCCAGAGACCCUCAUCCGGGCCGUCAACGUCACAGGAACGGAGAACGUGGUCAACGCCUGCGUUGAGUGUGGCAUCCAGAGCCUGGUCUACACCAGCAGCAUGGAGGUGAUCGGCCCCAACGUGCACGGAGACGCCUUCGUCAGGGGCAAUGAAGACACGCCUUACCGGGUCAAGCACACCAUGGCGUAUCCUCAGAGCAAGGCCAAGGCCGAGAAAAUCGUGCUCGACGCUAACGGCACGAAGGUGAAAGGUGGGAAGUGCUUGUACACGUGCUCUCUGAGGCCGACGGGGAUCUAUGGAGAGGGGCACCAGCUAAUUAAGGACUUCUACACGCAGGCUGUGGAGAGGGGGGGCGUGGUCGUCGGAGGUGUCCCGAAGGACUCUGAACACGGACGCGUCUACGCAGGCAACGUGGCCUGGAUGCAUGUUCUGGCGGCCCGAGCGCUGAGGGAUCGCCCGCACGCAGUCGGCGGCGAGGCGUUCUUCUGCUACGACGACUCGCCCUACAAGAGCUACGAGGACUUCAACAUGCAGUUCCUCUCCACGUUCAACUUCCGGCGGGUGCGCAUCCCCUCCCUCGUGCUCUGGUUCAUGGCCGUCCUCAACGACGCGCUGCGCUGGGUGGCGAGCCCGUUCUACAACUACACGCCGCUGCUGAACCGCUACACUCUGGCCGUGGCUUGCACCUCGUUCACCGUCGGCUCGGAUAAAGCCGAGCGCCACUUCCAGUACCGCCCUCUGUACGACUGGGAGGAGUGUCGCAGCCGCACGCAGAGAUGGGUCGAGACGUUUUCCGUGGGUAACCCCAAAGACUCGUAGUGUGACCUCGUCCGAGCUGCCACGUAGACGUUGCUGGACCCUAAAAGAAGGACGCUGAACCUGCAGAGAAGAUAAGGAUACUGCAUUCACAGUAUGAAGUAUAUUUAAUUGUAUUGGAAGUCUAGCAGCUUGUUUAUAGAGGAAACGCCGACGUUCAGCUGAAGUCCAAACGCAAAUCGUCCUUUUGAAACCUGCAAUUCAUGAUUCAAAUUCUAGUGAGUUCACUGGAACCAGAAUCAGGAACUACGCUUUCCGUUGAAUUAUUCAAGUAUCGAACAUUUCCACAUCAGCAUUUUUGACGAUAUCAAUGAUCACAAAUGUUACCGUUUAAAAGAAUUUCCUGGACGAUUUUAGACCUGUAUUUUAGUAAUAGAUUAUUAUUCAUAAUGCAUUAAUUUAAAGAAUAUUCUCACGUUUUGUUAAAUGUAUCACAAUUAGUGUUUCUGUUUUUUUUAAUUUUUUAAUAAAGAUGUUUAAUAUA
Messenger RNA from Pungitius pungitius (ninespine stickleback), 1611 nucleotides. It is a transcript of the gene hsd3b7, whose product is annotated as hydroxy-delta-5-steroid dehydrogenase, 3 beta- and steroid delta-isomerase. Gene Ontology annotation, molecular function: 3-beta-hydroxy-Delta5-steroid dehydrogenase (NAD+) activity. Lineage: Eukaryota; Metazoa; Chordata; Actinopteri; Perciformes; Gasterosteidae. The record is from RefSeq and is a predicted model, not a curated record. Gene Ontology annotation, biological process: steroid biosynthetic process. The transcript has 6 exons. The coding region runs from base 42 to 1130 and encodes 362 amino acids.